Messenger RNA from Lindgomyces ingoldianus, 1503 nucleotides. RefSeq lists its product as uncharacterized. The record is from RefSeq and is a predicted model, not a curated record. Lineage: Eukaryota; Fungi; Ascomycota; Dothideomycetes; Pleosporales; Lindgomycetaceae. The coding region runs from base 1 to 1503 and encodes 500 amino acids. The transcript is spliced from 9 exons.
AUGAGUCCGCUCUAUCAUCAAUCCUUCCAUCAAGUUUCGCAUAAACAGUGCAUAUUUCUCAAGUUGUGGCCAUGGCACCGAACUGUGCCCAUAAUUCUUAGUACCGACGUUCCGAUGGAAGGCGCUAUCCUGAACUCCUUUCAUAAUGUCCUCAAGACACCGCCCCUCUUCAUCCAACACUGCCUUAUCCCGCCCAAACAGAUUACACAACAUGUCUUCAUCUCUGAUCCUGUAUUCUUCGCCACUGUCAGGCACCACUUGCAGCAAGCUGAUUCGCCUAAGCGUCGUUGCGGCGGCGUCAAACUCGGGGCGCAAACUCCACAUCGCUUCAAGCAGAAUUUAGGCGCUUCCCUGAUAUGUACGGCGAAAGCAAAAAUUUCUUCAAUCGCGACGUCAACCUUGCCAACUCCUACUCACGGAAAUAAAUGUCUAGGAGUUUCCGUGGGGCUCAGAGCGCCUCUCCAAACAACCCCUUGUGGCUUAGAAGGUGGAAAGCACCCCUUUUGGUAUCCUUUUAAACCGAGUUUGAUGCUAAAGCACCAGUAUCCGAGUCUGGUACUGGGGCGAAUUCGUUUAUUCCCAAGGACCGAUAAUCAAGACACGCAGCUCCGACACUCUAGGGACAUAGCAAUCUUGAGCUACGACUACUACUAUCAGGUUCUGCUUUGGAUGACCUCUAGAGCUCGGAUCUCACCGUCCACUUUCUACUUUACCCCCGUCUUCCGCAUUCCUAACCUAGGCAAGGCUAGCGGUGGUCUAGUGCCAAAUGCCCUUUGGUACAGGAAAGUUUCCCCAUUCAAUGCUAGCUUAAUCGACGUGACCGGCGUAAAUGCCGCUUGCUUAAUUCCAUCCAUCUACCUUAGUUCCACGCAGAACUUUCCGUCUCUAACUUUUGGAUCACGUGUUCAAGUUUAUGAGUGUCACCAUUCAAUCCCACACGAAAAUCACUCACGCCUACGAACCCCAAAUGAUUCAGGAACCUUUAGGGCGCCUGUCCAUCACCCCUUAGCUCCACCUGCACUCGCUGGUAAGAGGAGAUUGCGCUGGACUCCGACAAACCACUUAAGAGAUGCUGUCAGGUUGGACGUCAAAAAAAGAAUAACGUGCCGCACGCACACGCGGUCUAACGGCCGCCUCACUUUCGUCAAACUAGCCAACCAGGAUGCCGGAAGCGCCUCGAGCUUCUGGCAGAAAUAUUGCAUGGUAGAAUCCUGCUCGUGGCAAUUGAGGAGCACUAGAAGGCUAACCAACAUAUUUGGCGCCCUUGACAUUAAUUAUCUUCGAUUUGAGCUAGUUUUGAUGAGACAAAGAGCUGUGCCCUUUCGUUGCCGGUACAGCAUUGGGAACAACGCUGCGGCUCAAGCGCCCACCACAACUCACGCUCGUGGGAGUAAAGGUUCAGCGGUGAGUCACCGCACUCAGUUACCGACUGACCCGGUUGCUGUUUUCGGAGGAAGAAUGCGUUUCGUAAAGGGCUCUCAGACCUUUCGUCUUCAAGGCUAA